AUGGAAAGUCCAAUAACGGCAUCGGGCGAGGCUUCCAUCUGUUGGCGAUCUCGGUGGGACCUCUUGAAUGAGCAGCCAGGACGCCCGGAGAAGGACGAGGUUAUCGACGUGAUCUAUGCCGCCGUAGACAAAGUCUUGGACUUGUCGGUGGACCAAAGGGUCAAAUCACGAGUCGGAGCCAUCAUCAGGAAAGUCUCGACGGAUCUGCAGAGCUACUAUGAGGACCAGUUGCCAGAAGGGUGGAGACGUCUGAACGCGAAUGAGCUGUUCGGUGAUCUGAUACAGACCGUCUUCAGGGAGGUCUAUUGGAGUGUGCAAGAUAGCGGAUACUCGGACGAUGGUGGCGCUCUUGAGUUAGCUCUCUGUAUCUCGGCGCAGACUGUGAAGACUUUACUGAAGCUGAAUACUGUUGAUGGCUACUCAGAGUUGAUAGCUGAGCUUGUGGGGAAGAUGCGGUCGGAUGAGAGCUCAGAGUUGAAGGAUGUUGAGGGGGGAGCAUCGAAGACGAAGCAACGUGAUACUAUCGAGACCAAGGUCGAUGUGAAUAACCUACCUUUGGUCGAUGGUGCUCCGUGGUCCCUGGACAAGAAGACCGCCGACGGUAAGAUCAAAGUCACCUAUGAUUGUGUGAAGCGUCGAAUCAUUACAGCUUGUGAGAGCUACGGAUUGAGUGGGAGAAGAGCAUGCUUCUUCGUUGUUAAAAACUUCGAUGGAGCAGAGCGAACAUUCGCUCAGAAAGCCCUAGCGGCGGUCCCAGUGGAGAACCAAAACCCCUUGGAUGCCUUCUUUGGGAAGAUGGAUGCCAAGUACACCAACUACUGGUCGGAAGGGCGUGCCUUGAGUGAGUUCACCACUCUGAAGAAGCAUCAGGGUGAAGACCCCAUCACUUAUCUUAAUCGCUUAUCCGAAAUUGCUGACACGUUACCAAUCAGCGAAGGCCAUCUCAAGAGAGAUUGUCCUCUGAAGGGCCAGCUGGAUAACCGGAAGACCACUGAACCAAAGGACCGUGGUAAGAGUUCCUCCUCAACGAGCGAGGUAAAACAAGGAUUUGUGAACGUCGAGAUCGGCGCCAAUGUCGUCGAAGCGACAGGCUUGAAUGGUGAGGACGCCGCCAAAUCUAAUACUAUACACUCCUUAAGUGGAGUGGACACAGUGCCUGAGUUGAAGUGUGACGUUGGGAAGUAUGGUCGUUACAAUCAGACAGCUCUCCUAGAUACGGGAGCGGGAUGCUCUCUCAUCGGAGCAGACCUCGCUGCUAGGCUACAUAAGGAAGGACGAGCUGUCGUCUUGACGACUCCCAAAAUCAUCCGUCUGAGAUUUGCUAAUGGAGGAGUCGAAGAGUCCGACCACGAACUGAUAGUGCCCAUCGGAGUCGAGAAGAAGCGAGAAGAAGUGACCUAUUACUUACCAUUCGUUGUAUCUCGUACACUGGGGGCAGGAAUCCUUCUUGGUCGUCGUGCAUUAUGUUUGAUGGAAACCAAACUACGGUUCGGUGGGGUGAAUCCACGUGAGCUUCAGAAGUUGGAGAACGUCUUCCACCAGAACGUUGUAAGUGAAGCUUCCCAUCAACCUGGUGAGAACGGCUCCUUAGCAGCUGAGAAGAAUACUGUCCAGCAAAAUGCUGUCUACGUCCAGAUCAACCAGGUAACUGAUGAACCGGUGGUGUUGGACGAGGAAGCUGUAUUAGAAGAUGGUCUAGGAUGGUCUAGUAAAGGAGUGGUCGAAUCACGAGAGUGGUUGGAGAAGACGGUUGAACAAGCUCUCCCUCAACUCGAUGGACCUCUUGAUAACGAUAGUGACAUCGACAUCGAUAAGCUCAAAGUUGACGCGAAGAAGUGCCUCGAUGAGCAGGUUCGAAAAGGAUGGAUCCCCAUAAGUCGAGGAUUCAGAGGCCGAGUCGCAUCGAAGGCUGAUAUAAUCACUCAAGAUACCAGUACCCAAGCCUACCAAUUUCAAAUCUCGUGGGAUGUCAACGAUGUGGACCUACACGACAACAUCUAUCACCAUCUGAGAAAGAAGAAUGGGAUCACCAAAUAG
Molecule: messenger RNA, 2037 nt
Organism: Perkinsus marinus ATCC 50983
Lineage: Eukaryota; Perkinsozoa; Perkinsida; Perkinsidae
Exons: 3
Coding region: 1-2037 (678 amino acids)
Source: RefSeq, a predicted model, not a curated record